CGCAACACAAACCAGUUCAAUUUCAAACGUAAACAAAGACACAUCCAAGAGGUAGACUUCGGAAAUACAUACGUAAUGGAUACGUUGAAUAUAAAACCGUUAAGUAAGGCCAAUGAGUGGUCUCUGGACGCGUCGGCCGGCGCGGAGACCGCUCGGGAGGCGGUGCAGACUCCCGCAGACAUCGCUUCGACCUCGAGCGAAGAGCGCGCCAUCCGCCGCGUUAUGGGCCGCUGGGGCGCCGAGUGGUUGAGCUGACUCGGCUCCGAGUACAAGUCAACCGGGCCCCAGUGGCCCCCGGAGCACCCCCUGCCGCCGCCACGGUGGGGGGCCCCGCGCCCAGCUUUGGAACUGUCCCUGCAGCAGUAUGAGGACCUAGUUGCCAAAGCUGAGGCAAUAGUGAGCCGACUAGCGGUCUCCGAGAACUAUGAUUCUGUCAACAACUUUAUUACCCUCUACGAAUCUUACAUGGCUUCUCCUGACGAGACGUUAGCUGACUUCUUCCCCAAAUACAACCCUCCGAUCCGCGCGCACAAACAUACUUGCGUUGGACUGGGCAUGGAGACGAUUAAGCGUUUGAAAGUCCUCGAAAAGGAUUUCCCUGGAAUCACAAAGGCAAUGAUGCUGGUUUCUUGUGAUGAGAAUAUUCAAGAUCUGGUCGACUACGCAACGGCGUCCCCAGGCCCUCAGGGCUUUUUGAUUGAAACGGAGAAAGACCACGUGAUGCUCUGUAUCCACAUUCGGGUCGCGGGAAGGCCUGGUGUCUUCCUGUCGGAUCUUGGAUACCACAUCGCGCGUGUGGUCACUGUUAUGGCAGAUCGCUGCUACCCACAUACUGGCUGGUUCACCCAAUCGGACGAGCCGCACAGCCGCAAGGAGUACAACUACCAGCUCAACCUGAGCAACCCCAACUACGUGGAGUGGCAUGAGAGAGACACCAGGGAUGCCAGCGUCAAGGAGCGACUAUCUCUUAUCUACGUCGCCAAGCCUUACCUCACUGCUGUCAGUGUUACUGAGAAGAGGAAUCUCGUGUGGGAUAUGAGGAGUCUUCUAGCGCGUAAUCUCAAAGGUCACUUGACGGCCGGUAUCUACUUCCCGGUGAAGGAGAAGGACCAACAGUUCACCAUGUUCUUCGACGGCCACAACGGCAAGCAACGCAAGAAGCUCAAGUUCGAGUCGUUCUUGGAGUUGCAAAAGAUACCAGACGAUUUAGUGGAUGACGUAGAGCAAUGUAACGAACAACUCAGAAUGAGGGACGGGGAACUCCUCUCCAUCUUGAAGAAGUUGGCUUCCAUCAUGGCUGACGAGGACUACAUGGUUGAACUUCUGGACAUCAACAAGAAGAUCGUUGAACUGUCCGCUGGAGACCAGUAGACCAGUAGAAUAGUAGACUAGUAAAGUAGAAGACUAGUGCCUUAGUUCGGCUCAAUGGGGCUAAUAAAAAUGUAGUGAAAA
Molecule: messenger RNA, 1452 nt
Organism: Colias croceus (clouded yellow)
Lineage: Eukaryota; Metazoa; Arthropoda; Insecta; Lepidoptera; Pieridae
Exons: 5
Coding region: 466-1371 (301 amino acids)
Source: RefSeq, a predicted model, not a curated record